AGAGCGUCUCAGUGACGCGUGCACCACUAUGCUCGCUAGUUGAUUAUAAUUAUUAUAAGUGUUUUGAAUUAAAAAAGUGCCAAACACUCACUGUUAGAGUAGGAUAAUGUCUCUGAAUUCAGCGAAUGUGUUUAAAUACAUGACAUUGAUUGGAAAGCUUAAGCGAGUACAGCGAACAGGAUGGGUUCGCAAAGGUGUGAAAAGACCAGAAAGUGUCGCAGACCACAUGUACCGCAUGGCAAUGAUGGCGAUGUUGGCGCCUCCUGGGUUGGACGUAAAUAAAUGCAUCAAGAUGGCCUUAGUUCAUGACAUGGCAGAAUGCAUUGUGGGGGAUCUGACACCUCAUGAUAGCAUAACCAAGGAAGAAAAGCACAAAGCUGAAGAGGCAGCAAUGAAAGAAAUGUGCACACUUGUAGGAGACGGAACUGGUGACCAGCUCCUGGCAUUAUGGCAGGACUAUGAAGAACAGGUUUCAGAAGAGGCAAAAUUUGUGAAAGAUCUGGACAAACUGGACAUGGUGAUGCAGGCCUAUGAAUAUGAACAGCUAGAGGAACGACCAAAAUUUCUUCAAGAGUUCUUUGACUCCACAGAAGGAAAGUUUGUCACAGACACUGGGUGUGCCUGGAAGGAGCAUCUGGAUGCCUUACGAAAAAAUAAUGUGCAAAAUUUGUUCAGUGAUACAGAACUUCCUAACCAGAAGACGUGAGUUGCUGUGACUCUUUGUGACAUUUCAUGGGCAUUCACCUGUAAAUCAGCCAUACUGAUGAGGGAAGGAUUAAAUCAUAACUUGCACAACUUGAUGUUGGGCUAAUGGAGCAGUGUCUUUUUCUUAUGACUUGACAUGUAUUAGCAGCUUGUGUGUGACUGGUUUUUUAGAGCCUCUGCUGAGACAAAAAAUGCUCUGGUUGCGAAAUAAAUGAUUACUAGAAACCAAAGGGGAGACAAUUUAGGGGUCAAUCUUUACCAGUGGAAUUUAAACACAAGGCAAUAACAGGCAUUAUGCCAUACAUUUGUAUAUUACUUUUGUUUUUAAUUUUAGAUGUUUUUUAAAGCAGUUUAAAUACAGUUUUAUCACCACAGUUAACCUGAAGGUACUUGCAUCCACUGCUGAUGUUUUAUUUAAAAUAGCUAGAUUUUAGAAAUUGACACAGAUGAACAAGAUGACUCAUCUAUUGUAGUUCUUCAUCUUGGGCAUGAUAACUCAGAGACCUUGCACAUGGAUAAUGGUUGAAGUGUAAAACUUAAUCAUGUACAUGUUGUUGGCCACAUUAAACCAAACUGACUUUGGGGGGAAAAAUAUUGUGUCAUUACUAUGUAUCAUUACACUACAGGUGCAGAGAAUUUUUGCUGAUCAUCUUGAAACAAAAAUACAUUUAAGUGCUAAGGGCAGGAGCUGAAUGAAGAAGCGCUGUUUGUCCAAGUUACUAAGCUAAUUAUUUUAAAGAUCAAAUUGAAGAAUCAAAGCCUUUUUGUAGUAAACAUGGAAUGUGAAGCAUAAAUUUUGGGUUGUCUAGUUAAUAUUCAUCUGCACUCUGUCAGCAAGUUGUUUGGUCCUGUUAAAAUAAAUCUGAGUUCUGGACAACACCCA
Pomacea canaliculata is the source of this 1588-nucleotide messenger RNA. Its product is annotated as HD domain-containing protein 2-like. NCBI's taxonomy places the organism in Eukaryota, Metazoa, Mollusca, Gastropoda, Architaenioglossa, Ampullariidae. The record is from RefSeq and is a predicted model, not a curated record. Gene Ontology annotation, molecular function: 5'-deoxynucleotidase activity. Gene Ontology annotation, cellular component: cytoplasm. The coding region runs from base 107 to 706 and encodes 199 amino acids. The transcript is spliced from 6 exons.